Messenger RNA from Toxotes jaculatrix (banded archerfish), 5645 nucleotides. RefSeq names its product gephyrin a (gene gphna). Gene Ontology annotation, molecular function: molybdopterin molybdotransferase activity. Gene Ontology annotation, cellular component: cytosol; postsynaptic membrane; cytoplasm. NCBI's taxonomy places the organism in Eukaryota, Metazoa, Chordata, Actinopteri, Toxotidae. The transcript has 24 exons. The record is from RefSeq and is a predicted model, not a curated record. The coding region runs from base 77 to 2413 and encodes 778 amino acids. Gene Ontology annotation, biological process: postsynaptic neurotransmitter receptor diffusion trapping; establishment of synaptic specificity at neuromuscular junction; Mo-molybdopterin cofactor biosynthetic process.
CUCCAGAGGUGCAGCAGCCCGCACACCACAUUGUUUCUAUGUACGUGCCGUCACAGUGCAGACAGAGGUUGUAAACAUGGCGGCGGACGGGAUGGUGCUCACCAACCACGACCAUCAGACCCGUGUGGGGAUUCUGACGGUGAGUGACAGCUGCUUCAAGAACUUGGCCGAGGACAGGAGUGGAGUCAACCUGAAGGACCUGGUCCAUGAUCCCUCACUGCUAGGAGGAGUCAUAGCAGCCUACAAGAUCGUUCCAGAUGAGAUCGAUGAAAUCAAGGAAACUCUUUUGGACUGGUGCGAUGAACAUGAGCUGAAUCUCAUUCUUACUACUGGAGGAACUGGCUUUGCACCACGAGAUGUUACACCUGAGGCCACCAGAGAGGUGAUAGAGCGAGAGGCCCCAGGUAUGGCUCUGGCCAUGCUGAUGGGAUCGCUCAACGUUACACCGCUAGGCAUGCUGUCCAGGCCAGUGUGUGGUAUUCGUGGUAAAACUUUGAUCAUCAACCUGCCAGGGAGCAAGAAGGGCUCUCAGGAGUGUUUUCAGUUCAUCUUGCCCGCUCUGCCCCAUGCCAUCGAUCUACUGCGAGAGGCCACGGUCAGGGUUAAAUCCACGCACGCCGCCCUGGAGCAGCUGCCCUCCCCUUCCCCUCUGCUGGCCAACACGCACACCAACACUCACGCCAACACUCACACCAUGGAGCGUGGCACCCAGUGUGAGGAAGAGGAAGAUGAGGAGGAGGACCGGAGGAGAGGUCAACAUGCGCAUAACCACCACCAUCCCCAGCAUGGCUCCUCCCAUAUCACCGCAGCCGCUAUCGCUGCCAAGACAAGCCAUGCUGUGGUCAUGGCUAAGGGGGCUCCCUAUCUGCCUGGCAACACACCCGCCCCACCCACCCAUUAUACCUGCUCCUGUACUCAUGACCAUCAGAUCCCGGACUCGAUCAUUUCUCGAGGCGUUCAGGUGCUUCCUCGAGAUUCGGCCUCUUUAAGCUCCACCCCUUCCGAGUCACCACGGGCAACACAGGCAACCUCCCGCCUUUCCACCGCCUCAUGCCCGACACCCAAGGUUCAGUCACGAUGUGGCAGUAAUGAGAACAUUCUGAGAGCCAGCCACAGUGCGGUGGACAUCAGCAAAGUGGCGCGACGUCACCGCAUGUCCCCGUUCCCACUGACGUCAAUGGACAAAGCCUUCAUCACUGUUCUAGAGAUGACACCUAUUCUGGGAAUUGAAGUCAUUAACUACAGAGACGGUUUGGGUCGAGUGCUCGCUCAGGACAUCUACGCCAAAGACAACCUUCCUCCGUUCCCCGCCUCUGUCAAAGAUGGCUACGCUGUACGAGCUGCCGAUGGCCCAGGAGAUCGUUUCAUCAUGGGGGAAUCGCAGGCUGGACAACAGCCCACCCACACAGUGAUGCCAGGUCAGGUGAUGAGGGUGACAACCGGGGCUCCGAUUCCUUGUGGAGCCGAUGCUGUGGUCCAAGUCGAAGACACGGAGCUGCUGAGGGAGUCUGAGGAUGGCACAGAGGAGUUGGAGGUGAGGAUUAUGGUCCAGGCCCGACCGGGACAGGACAUCAGGCCAAUAGGCCAUGACAUCAGACGAGGAGAGUGUGUGUUGGCUAAAGGAACACACAUGGGCCCGUCAGAGAUCGGCCUGCUGGCUACAGUGGGAGUGACUGAGGUCAGCGUGCACAAGUUUCCUGUGGUGGCUGUCAUGUCCACUGGAAAUGAGCUGUUGAAUCCAGAGGAUGACCUCCACCCAGGGAAGAUCAGAGACUCUAACCGCUCCACUCUCCUGGCCACCAUCCAGGAGCAUGGAUACCCUACCAUCAACCUGGGCAUCGUUGGAGACAACCCUGAUGACCUGCUGUCAGCUCUCCAUGAGGGAAUCAGUCGUGCCGAUGUCAUCAUCACCUCAGGAGGUGUGUCCAUGGGAGAAAAGGACUACCUAAAGCAGGUGCUGGAUAUUGACCUUCAUGCUCAGAUCCACUUUGGACGAGUCUUCAUGAAGCCAGGUCUUCCUACUACCUUUGCCACAGUCGACAUUGAUGGAGCACGGAAACUCAUCUUUGCUCUGCCAGGUAACCCAGUGUCUGCAGUGGUCACAUGUAACCUGUUUGUGAUUCCUGCUCUGAGGAAGAUGCAAGGCAUUCUGGACCCUAGACCUACUAUUAUUAAAGCUAGGCUUUCUUGUGAUGUUAAGCUGGAUCCCAGACCAGAGUACCACCGCUGUAUUCUCACCUGGCAUCAUCAGGAGCCACUGCCCUGGGCACAGAGCACAGGCAACCAGGUAUCCAGCAGGCUAAUGUCAAUGCGUAGUGCCAACGGCCUGCUGAUGUUACCUCCUAAAACAGAGCAGUAUGUGGAGCUGCAUAAGGGAGAGGUUGUGGAUGUUAUGGUAAUCGGACGGCUAUGAUGCAGACUUCAAUGUCACUUGCUACCGAUUACCAUGGCAGUGCCAGGACUUCCUGUCUGGACAGGAAAUGGGCGGGGGCAGGAAGUGAUGCAUGUCUACCUGGUCGCCAUUAGCUGUGAUGUCAUAUGCAACAGCCAAUUGGAGCCAGCGCAGGCUGAAUCCUCAUUGGUCUGCUCUGAGGAGAUCACUGUAUUUCAAUGGAGAAAAAAUGUGAAAACAAAUAUAUAAAAUAUGAGAUUUAUUCUGUAAUAUUAUUAUUAUUACUAUCCUGAUGAUAAUGAUUAUUAAUAUUUUAAUUAAUAUUCUAUUUAUUAUUAUUGAUUGAAUAUUAUCAUCUUAGUAGUAAUCAUGCCCUCUUCUCUCCUGUUCAUUUGCUUUGUGCGUUUAACAUGUUUCCCUGGUAGAUAUAGAGAUGUAGAGACUUCCCCUUCCUUCCUCCGUUUCUCCUGACCCUUUUGCCUUUUCUCUCCCCCUCCUUUCUCUUCUUCUUCUUUUCCUACUUCUUUCUCUGCUCUGGCGUCCUCUAUCCAGAUAUAGGAACUCCCUGAUAACCCGUCCCUGCAGUAUUACUACAUCUCCUCCUGGAACACACUGACCCUCACAUUAAUAUUGACAGAUAUAUGAACUAAAGGCUUAUAAAGACAUCUUUCGAUUGAAGCUGCUGAUAUAGUUUGUGCCAGUACAGAAAAUAUGACUUUUUUUGCCAAAAAAAGGAAAAAAAAAAAAACAAGGAUCCUUUGUAUUUGUUUUUUUUUUUAUUGUUAUUUUUGUCCAGAUAUAACACUCUCAAACCAUACUGAGACACUAAAGCUCAUCAUGACUCUCAGUGAAAGCCAUGAAACUCUUGUAUGUGGGUCAUUGGCUCAGCUUUAAGGCAGGGUGAGGCAGGACUUCAAUGCUCCCUCACCACACUGGAAUUCUCUGCUCCGACAUCAAAUAUUAACAAAACCAUUAUAAUAUAAUACAUAAUGACUUUAUGAUCUUGAGUUAUAUCAGAGGUGGGCCACGCUGGCAGUAUUAGUAUUACGCUAACCCUGCAUUCAAGUGGUGUUUGAUUUACACGAGUUUAAGGUUUACACCAUGAUACUACAUUACAAAAUUGAAAUACUUAGUCUUUGAUAAAUGUGGUUUUUGCAUUUUGAAAUCUUUUAAAAAAUAUAAGGCUGAGUUUAUUCUGUAUUUUUAAUGUGGUCAUAAAGGAAAAGACUAAAACCAACAAUGUGAAACUGUUACUGAACUGUCUGACGUCCUUACCCUUUCUGUGGCUCACAGCCACAAGCCAGCUGGCUCCUACUGGAGAUGAAACUCUUUAAAGGGUAGAGGAGGAGGAGGAGGGGGACAGGUCAGGGCAGCUAGGCAGGCUCUGUCCAAAGGUAACAAAUUCCACCUACCUCCACCACCUAUUCCUUAAAACAGGUGAGAAACAUCAAGCUCCAACUUUUAAAAAGACUGAAACAGUCUACAGUGUAGUUUUUAUAGCAAACAUUACUCCAACAUAAUGUUAAAUAGUGCGUUUAUUGUGGAAGAUUUAUUUAGUUCUCUAUUGAGUACUUCUGGCUGAAGGACGAUAAAUGUGGAAAUGAGUUCAAAUAAGCUACUGUAUGUGUCCAUGGCAGUAAAGAAACAUGUCCCUCAGUUCAGCAGUGUGACCCACUGAUGUGUUUUAAUAGAUUUUGAUCAAUAAUGGAGCUCUCUGGCAUGUAAGAAUAAGAUAUGUCAGGCUUUGGAUACUCACACAAUACUUUGUAGUAGGAUGGAUUCAUUGGUGGUUUUGGUCUUUUCAUGAGAGUUGGUAACACUAAGGAAAAUAGUUAAUAUCAUUUUUUCAGUACCCAAAGAUUGCAAUGCUUAGUUGACAGCUAGUCUUAAAGGCUAGCUCCAGGAGCCUCUGUCUUUUUCCAGUUUUUACCCAUAAACCACACUGACACGAACGAAAGAAGCUGAAUGAGUUGUGGCGUACUAUAUUCCUAUAACUCAGAGGAACUCUGACCUGACAUCACUUGAAAGCAGGGUGUCGCAUUCAGGUGCUCAUAAACUAUACAACUGGUGUAUUUCUACCAUGACAGUGUUGAGGUGCUUGUUCAAGUCAAAAAUGUCAUUACAGUUCAAGGCUGUAAAUCAAACUACAUCAUUUGACUGCUUUUCUCUCAAUGUACUGUAUGUAGUCUGAGCAACACUGAGACAUGUUCAAAACCUUGUGUGAUAUUUAGCCCACUACAAGAGCUUAGUUUACGCCUAGUAUUAACUCAAUAGUAGACCUGUUGGCUGCAGUAUCCUGCUGAUUAAACUCUGACCUUAAAUUGUUUACUAAUUAACAAGGACCAUUCAAAUGCAUCAUACGCAGUUUAUGAGUCCCAAGCAUUCACCAGUGCACCACACCUUAACCCCUCCAGAUCCUUUGUCUCUUCCUCUCAGUGUGAUCAGUGCCAAAACCCACAAACCCACAUGGGUCAAAGGUCUAAUGCUGCAUUUAGGUCAUAUAGGAUACAACUGGUACAGAGCUGUGGCACUUAUUUGUAUUCAGUGGUACUUAAAGCUGCUAUAUGUACGUUUUUUCUGCAUUUAGCGUGCUGAUCAGCUAGCCCCAGCCCGUCCCAUCUCGUUAUACCACCUUGCACCACAAGAGGCGAUAGUGAGCCACUGUAACGUCCAGUCUGCUCUCAGUCCAACAUGAGAGGAUGAAGAAAUUGUGAUUGCAAGGGUGUAUUCUAACCUGUUGUCAACACAACGAUGGCUGAAGCUCUUGGCAAGCAGCCAUUAUCACCACCACCACCCGAUCCCGGCAGAGAAAAUGAACAAAUAGCACCUUUAACGACACCAAGAUGACAUAAUUGAUGUUUUCCCUUGAUGUCAGUUCCUGCUGCUGAUCUUGUUUCAGUUACCAUAAAGUGAACAUUAUUUCCACACUAUCUUUCCUCCAUGACCUGAAUGCGGCAUUAGACAGUAUUCCCGACCUUUGACCCCCCCUCCUUAUUGGCUGACGCAGUCUUCCUCCACUUUUCCCUCUCCACCCCUCGCUCCUCCCUCUCAUUAUCUUCCUCUUUUCCUCCCCACCUCCUUCACACUUGCAUGCCCAUAAAGGGGGCGUGUCUUUCUCUUUGGGCAGGACUGAGACCAGGGUGCAGCACCUGGGCGUGGCUUCUGAUCUGACUAAAUCUUACAUUUAUGAUAGUUCCUGAUGUGGUUAUUGGUGUGUGUAAAGAGUUUUCUAAAGCCUAGGCUCUGAUACCAA